GAACCUCCUCUGUAAAAGCUGGUCCCAGGAAAAGGCAUCUGCAGUCCACCUCAGCCACCACUCCAGUGGUUUUGCCGUCAGUACCCACCGAGCUCUUCGACGUAGUGCAUGUGGUAAACUUUGUCGCGAAAGUAACCAGUUACAACCGGCUCAUUGAUUUCCUCAUUUUUAACGAUUUCCCCAAGUAAGCCGUAUCAAUUUGCAAACUGGGUUUCAAAUUUUUAAACGCGAUAAACAUAGGUGUCUGUGAUUUUUCCGCUGUGAUUUACUCCGGUGCCUUGUACGACGCGAAGUUCACCAAGAGUCUGUCUCCAGGACGGCGACGGUAGUUUCAGGAAACUCGCUGUCUAAACGGACACGGCGCUUAGACCCCUAACAGUUUCAAAUCGAGGAGGGUGAUCGCGGCCAAGAAAUGACCGCGUCCCCCGACAAUUCGGGCGCUGAUAGGAAUGGCGCAAACAAGCGCAACGACGACGGGGUUUACACAGUAUCGGUAACUGGCGGCUACGACAAUCAAGGCUUCAAAGGCGAUGGAAACAACGACGACCCCAAGAAACCACCACGAGAAAUAACCGACGAAGAAGCCUCCCAACAGGGAAAAUUCAAAUUACCCACCAAAGAAAAAUGGAGAAUAUUGAAAAAUGUCUCAGCUAUAUCAUGUGCCUUCAUGAUUCAAUUCACAGCCUUCCAGGGCACGGCAAACUUGCAAAGCAGUAUUAACGCUAAGGACGGUCUUGGUACUGUAUCUCUUUGUGCUAUAUACGCGGCGCUCGUCGUUAGUUGUAUCUUCGUACCUACAUUUUUAAUUAAAAAAUUAACCGUAAAAUGGACCCUAUGUUUGUCGCUGAUGUGUUACGCUCCUUACAUCGGAUCGCAGUUUUAUCCCAAAUUUUAUACUCUCGUACCUGCCGGUGUGUUACUGGGUAUCGGUGCUGCACCUAUGUGGGCGUCAAAGGCUACGUACUUGACGCAAGUCGCUGGGGUUUACGCAAAGCUCACCGACCAAGCUGUUGACGGUAUCAUCGUAAGGUUCUUCGGAUUCUUCUUCUUGGCCUGGCAGACUGCAGAACUUUGGGGAAAUUUGAUUUCUUCUCUGGUUUUAAGUACCAGCGCACAUGGAAGCAGUAGUUCUUCAGGCAAUUCGUCGAACUAUGAGGGGUGUGGUGCGAAUUUUUGCCAAUCUUUAAUUAAUAGCAAUGACAAUCUGGAUAGGCCCGCUGAUAGCGAAAUCUAUGAAAUUUCCGGAAUUUAUUUGGCAUGCAUAGUAACAGCUGUAAUUAUGAUUGCACUCGUCGUAGAUCCUCUUUCGAGAUAUGGUGAGAAACAGGGAAGAAGGAGCAGCCAUCAGCAAGAAAUGACCCCCAUCCAACUUCUGUCGGCUACCGCUUAUCAGCUUAAGAAACCCUAUCAACAGUUGUUGAUUCCCAUAACGGUUUUUAUUGGAAUGGAACAAGCAUUCAUCGGUGCCGAUUUCACUCAGUCGUACAUUACGUGCGCUAUGGGGGUUUCCCAGGUUGGUUACGUCAUGAUCUGCUUCGGGUGCGUGAAUGCAAUAUGCAGUCUCUUAUUCGGUUCGAUCAUGAAAUAUAUCGGGAGAGCACCAAUUAUGGGUCUGGGAGUCCUUGUACAUACUGGUCUACAGUCGUGGAUGUUGAUAUGGAGGCCUCACCCUGAUGCUCCUAUGAAAUUCUUCAUGGCUGCCGGACUAUGGGGUGUCGGCGAUGCUGUGUGGCAAACUCAAGUUAACGGAUUAUAUGGUACUCUAUUCAGAAGAAACAAAGAAGCCGCAUUUUCCAAUUAUAGGUUAUGGGAGAGCGUGGGAUUCGUAAUUGCUUAUGCUUAUUCAACGCAUCUGUGUUGCCGAAUGAAACUUUACGUCCAACUGACGAUACUCCUUGCUGGAUUUAUUCUAUACGUUAUCGUAGAAAUUCACCACUUACAUAAAAUCAGGAGACAGAAGGCGAAAGAAAAGAAGGCCGCCGCACUGGAAGCGAGUAAACAACAAGUACCUCCAGAACCAGAAGAAACGGAUGAUGAAAAAGAUGAUAUCGACGAUGAAAUCAUUGUCACACAUUUAUAAACUAGGCAUUCCAAGUGAUUUAAAUGUACAUUCAUGCGCUGUGUUCAAGAUCCAAGGGACCAGUGUGUAUAUUUUUAUGACAUUUUUUUAUGAAAAUGCAUUGGAGAAGAUCAGUAUUCGCCCAUAUCAUACUGGUAUAAUAUAUUGUAUAUAAUAUUUCUGAUUAUUUAGCAACAGUUGUACGUAUAUUCAUGAGACUUAUAGCUAAGCACUCAUAAUAUCGUGUUACGGGAGUAUACGCAAUAUUUUUACAAUGUAGUUUUUAUCAUUACAUUAUCUGUGAUGGUAAAUUAUUAAGGAAUAAAACAAGAAAAUAGUUUUUUGAGUUACUGAUGAUGAUAAUAUUGUGCCUUAUACUUAAAUAAAUGGAAUUUCAUGUUUAAUUCUACUUUCAAGCUUGUUUGAUUUGUAUUAAUCUUUUGAUUUAAAUAUGUGCCAUUAUAAUCAAAAAGUAAUUAUUUUUGUUUUUGUAUAAGGUUAUUUGUGUUUACUGCAAUUGUCGCAAAGUAUUUGUUCAUUCACAAAAUGAGUGUUUCAACUAAUUUUUAUUCACAUUAAGCUAUACAUAUAUUAGGCUGUUUCUAGGAUACCCAAAUAUUUUCUUUUGGAUAUCCGUCGAUACAACAUAGUUAAUACCUACCUACGUGUUAUUAUUUUAUUUAUAUUUUAUUUUCCUGAUAAUUAUAGAUUCUGUACAGUAAUUAUAGAAAUUAGGUAUUAGUAGCAAAUAUUAUUAUAUAUUAGGAUGUUAUAGAAAUUUACUGAAAUUAUAAAGAUAUUCAGUAUUCGUGAGCAAUACUGUAACAAUAAAAACUUUAAGUUAUUGAUA
This is a messenger RNA of Anoplophora glabripennis (Asian longhorned beetle), 2909 nucleotides long. Its product is annotated as UNC93-like protein. NCBI's taxonomy places the organism in Eukaryota, Metazoa, Arthropoda, Insecta, Coleoptera, Cerambycidae. Gene Ontology annotation, cellular component: plasma membrane; striated muscle dense body. The transcript is spliced from 6 exons. Gene Ontology annotation, molecular function: potassium channel regulator activity. The record is from RefSeq and is a predicted model, not a curated record. Gene Ontology annotation, biological process: regulation of potassium ion transport; regulation of muscle contraction. The coding region runs from base 413 to 2080 and encodes 555 amino acids.